This is a messenger RNA of Rhipicephalus microplus (southern cattle tick), 511 nucleotides long. RefSeq lists its product as uncharacterized. The record is from RefSeq and is a predicted model, not a curated record. NCBI's taxonomy places the organism in Eukaryota, Metazoa, Arthropoda, Arachnida, Ixodida, Ixodidae.
UAUUGGCAGAUAAAAUAUGGGUGGUAUGCAGAAAUUACAUCAAAAUAUUGUACGCCUUUGAUUACAUGUGUGAGUACUACAUACCAACCAGAACAGGAUUCGACAAAUACCACAUGGAGAAACACUACAAAUCAUAUGGAAAAUGGGAAGAGGAAACGCUGAGAGGUUAUAUAUACCCGAAAAAAAAUAAGACAAGAGGACCUAGACUGAAACUGUGGUCAACGUAUGAAGUUGAUAACUACCAGAUGAUUUAUUGGGACCACUAUGAAGGCUGCGCCAUUAUGCAACGAGGGAAAGGAAAGUGCGAGAUGUUCGUGCGUGACAAAAAUAUUGAUUAUUCACAAACGACUUGUUAUUUGAAAGUAGCGAAGCUGUGUGGUGACUACUGCAGGGAUAAGAUCUACGCGGAUUCCUGCAAGCGAUCCGGAAAAAAGAAGAAUCCGUGGGAUUGGAACUGGGGUCACAUCACUAGCACAUAUAUCAGGUAACUGUGGUAUGUUAAAACACUUAA